Molecule: messenger RNA, 6462 nt
Organism: Fibroporia radiculosa
Lineage: Eukaryota; Fungi; Basidiomycota; Agaricomycetes; Polyporales; Fibroporiaceae
Exons: 14
Coding region: 1-6462 (2153 amino acids)
Molecular function (GO): flavin adenine dinucleotide binding; glutamate synthase (NADH) activity; iron-sulfur cluster binding
Source: RefSeq, a predicted model, not a curated record
AUGGCCUUCGCCGACACUGACACACUCUCCCCUGACUUUCUCGACGAACACCCGCCAGUCCUCAACGAUAAUGGCUUCUAUACCGUCGAACGCGACCCUGAUUCUUUCGAUGGGACCUUGCCCGCCAGUCAAGGCUUGUACGAAAAUCAGUACGAGAAAGACUCCUGUGGUGUAGGCUUCAUCUGUCAGAUCAAGGGCGAGGAAAGCCAUAAAAUUGUCUCAGAUGCUCGCCAACUCUUAUGUGCCAUGACCCACCGUGGUGCGACCGGCGCUGACAGCCGCGACGGAGACGGUGCAGGAGUCAUGACAGGCAUUCCUCAUCUCUUCUUCAAGCGUGAGGCUGAAAGAGACAUCGGCUGCGAGCUCCCCGAGCCAGGGGAGUACGCUGUUGGUAAUGUAUUUUUCAGACCGAAUGAUCCCGUCGGACUACAGAAACAGCAGUCAGUCUUCGCCAAGGUUGCGAAUGAUUUGGGUCUGCGCGUCCUUGGCUGGAGGGAAGUGCCAACCGACGGAUCUAUUCUUGGCCCUGCGGCCGCCAGCAAAGAGCCUGCUAUCUUGCAGCCAUUCGUUGUCCUCCGAUCGCAUUAUGGCGAUGGAAACACUAGUCGAGGGGGGACAUUUGAUGCGAAACGGUUCGAGCGCCAGCUUUACGUUCUCCGGAAGCACGCAACCCACAGCAUGUUUGUCUUCUCGCUUUUAUUUAAAGUGAUCAAUGGUUUGACAGCCCGGACUUCUUCCAAUAUCGUCUACAAGGGCCAGCUUUCGCCUCCGCAAGUCUACAACUACUAUCACGACCUCAACCAUGUGCUCUAUCGCGCGCAUUUUGCUCUCGUACAUUCGCGUUUUUCAACAAACACAUUCCCGAGCUGGGAUCGUGCCCAGCCUAUGAGGUGGGCUGCUCAUAACGGCGAGAUCAACACUAUUCGCGGCAACAAGAAUUGGAUGCGUGCUCGAGAAGGUGUUCUAUCUUCUUCUCUCUUUGGCGAGCAGCUUGACCUCCUAUAUCCGGUCAUUGAGUCGGGUGGCUCCGAUUCCGCGGCGUUCGACAACGUACUUGAACUGCUCGUCGUCAACGGCGUACUGACUCUUCCUGAAGCUAUUAUGAUGCUGAUUCCUGAGGCGUGGCAAGGGAACGAGAUGAUGGAGCCGGAGAAAAAGGCGUUUUACAACUGGGCGGCAUGCUUACAGGAACCGUGGGAUGGGCCAGCGCUUUUUGCUUUCAGCGAUGGACGUUACUGUGGUGCCAAUCUGGAUCGUAACGGUCUCCGACCUUGCCGAUAUGUGGUAACGAACGAGGACAUCAUUGUGUGCGCUUCCGAGGUUGGCGCUGUCUUCAUUCCUCCUGAGAAGGUUGUAUCCAAGGGUCGUCUGAAACCGGGUCGCAUGCUUCUUGUAGACACCGGCGAAGGGCGCAUUGUCGAUGACAAGGAGCUGAAGCGGGCGACUGCUUCGAAGCAGAAUUUUGCUUCAUGGAUCGAGACGCAUGUCCUACAUGUCCCCAACAUCGUGAAGCGCGUGCAGCGUUCGCAGCGUAUUGAUGUUGUAGUCGAUGAAUAUUCCCUCAGUACCGACCCUAAACUUCUGGCAUUUGGUUAUACUGUGGAGCAGCUCAACCUACUUCUGAUGCCCAUGGUGACUGAUGGCAAGGAGGCUCUUGGUUCCAUGGGUAAUGACGCGCCAUUGGCAUGCAUGUCCACAAAGCCGCGCUUGAUUUACGAGUACUUCCGACAGCUGUUUGCUCAGGUAACAAAUCCCCCGAUUGAUCCCAUCCGCGAGAACAUCGUGAUGUCUCUUGAGGCGUACAUCGGCCCCGAAGGAAAUCUUCUGGAGAUGAAGCCGGAACAAUGUCACCGUAUUCUGCUUCGCUCUCCAAUCCUGACUAUAGAGGAGAUGAACGCAAUGAAGAACCUCAAGUAUGCGUACUCUACUUGGCCCUCCCGGAUUAUCGAUAUUACAUUCCCGAAGGAGCAGGGUUUGCCCGGAUACAAGGUCGCCCUCGAGCGUGUCUGCAGCGAGGCAAUGGAGGCGAUCGAAGAAGGCAUCAAAGUGAUCAUUCUUUCUGACAGGGCAACCGGUCCGGACCGUGUACCUCUCUCAGCUCUGGUCGCGUGUGGCGGAGUUCACCAGCACCUGGUGUCACAGAAGAAACGUGCCAAAGUUGCAUUACUUGUCGAGACCGGUGAGGCUCGAGAGGUCCACCAUCUGUGCGUCUUGCUUGGCUAUGGCGCCGAUGGUAUCUGCCCGUGGUUGGCAAUGGAGUGCAUUCAUAAAGUUGUGCGGGAAGGACUUGUCAAGGACAACAAGACUUAUGAUGAGCUUUCGGACAAUUUCCGCCACUCCGUCGACAAUGGUAUCUUGAAGGUCAUGUCGAAAAUGGGUAUCUCCACCUUGCAGUCGUAUAAAGGCGCGCAGAUCUUCGAAGCCCUCGGAUUACACGUUGAAGUUAUCGAGAGUUGCUUUCCUGGGACUGCUAGCCGUGUCCAGGGCGCUACCUUUGACCUACUAGCUAUGGAUGCCUUCGAGACGCACGAACGCGGUUGGCCCACCCGGGACACUAUUCUGCCGCCUGGUAUGCCCGAGUCAGGCGAUUACCAUUGGCGUUCUGGCGGGGAGGCCCAUAUCAACGAUCCGGCUGGAAUUGCUAAUCUCCAGGACGCCGUUCGAGAGAAGAAUCAGCGUGCCUACGAUGCGUAUGCGGCGAAUGCUAAUGAGCAGACCAGCGCGGUGCAUCUUCGAGGGUUGCUCGACUUCCGCUAUGAAAGUGCUACUCCAAUCCCCAUCGAACAGGUCGAACCUUGGAACGAAAUUGUGAGGAGGUUCGUGACCGGAGCGAUGUCGUAUGGUUCGAUUUCUAUGGAGGCUCAUUCGACCCUUGCUAUUGCUAUGAACCGUCUCGGUGGUAAGUCCAACACCGGCGAAGGAGGUGAAGAUGCCGAGCGCUCCCUUGUUCUGCCUAAUGGAGAUGUCAUGAGGUCUGCUAUCAAGCAGGUUGCUUCUGGUCGAUUUGGUGUUACUUCAAAUUACCUGGCUGACGCGGACGAGCUCCAGAUCAAGAUGGCUCAGGGUGCAAAGCCCGGAGAAGGAGGCGAAUUGCCAGGUCACAAGGUCUCUGGAUCUAUCGCUCGCACUCGUCAUUCGACGGCAGGUGUCGGUCUUAUCUCUCCUCCACCUCAUCACGAUAUCUACUCGAUUGAGGAUCUCAAGCAGCUCAUCUAUGACUUGAAGUGCUCAAACCCAAGAGCUCGGGUGUCCGUGAAACUAGUGUCUGAAGUCGGCGUUGGUAUCGUGGCGAGCGGUGUUGCAAAAGCGAAGGCGGAUCACAUCCUCAUCUCCGGGCACGAUGGCGGCACGGGUGCUUCGCGAUGGACUGGUAUCAAAUACGCAGGUCUUCCUUGGGAGCUUGGUCUAGCCGAGACGCACCAGACCCUAGUUUUGAACGAUUUGCGUGGUCGGGUCACUGUCCAGACUGAUGGACAGAUCCGUACUGGACGGGACAUUGCAAUCGCAUGCCUUCUGGGUGCGGAGGAGUGGGGUUUUGCCACUACGCCCCUUAUAGCAAUGGGUUGUAUUAUGAUGCGCAAGUGUCAUCUGAACACGUGUCCGGUUGGAAUAGCUACUCAGGAUCCUCAACUUCGCGCGAAGUUCGCUGGUCAGCCGGAACAGGUUAUCAAUUUCUUCUACUACAUCGCGGAAGACCUUCGUAGCUACAUGGCGAAGCUCGGUUUCCGUACCAUCAACGAAAUGGUGGGGCGAGCCGACAUGCUGAAAGCGGACGAGAAGCUUCGUACGCCGAAGACGGCGCACCUUGACUUGUCGGCUAUCCUGAAGCCGGCUUGGCAGAUGCGUCGUGGUGCCGCAACUUAUCGCGUCCGACCACAAGACCAUAAGCUAUAUAUCCGUCUCGACAACAAGUUCAUCGAUGAAUCGGAGCCUGCUCUUACUAAGGGACUUCCUGUGCAUAUCGACUGUGAUGUCACCAAUACGGACCGAGCUCUUGGUACCUCGUUGUCGUACCGGGUAUCAAAGUUGUACGGCGAAGAGGGCCUUCCGAAAGACACCAUUCAUAUUAGCAUGCGGGGCUCCGCUGGACAAUCUCUGGGCGCUUUCCUGGCACCAGGCAUCACGAUUGAAUUGGAAGGCGAUGCCAACGACUACGUGGGCAAGGGUCUGUCUGGAGGGCGUUUGAUUGUCUAUCCCCCAAAACAGUCGACAUUCAAAGCCGAAGAGAAUAUCAUUGUUGGGAAUGUCUGUCUCUACGGCGCGACGUCCGGAGAAGCUUUCAUUCGUGGCGUUGCUGCGGAACGAUUCGCAGUGAGGAAUUCCGGAGCGAAUGCCGUUGUCGAAGGGACUGGUGACCAUGGGUGUGAGUACAUGACUGGAGGUCGAGUUGUGGUCCUUGGUAGCACUGGGCGCAAUUUUGCGGCUGGAAUGAGUGGUGGGAUUGCCUACGUCUUGGAUACUGCUCAUACAUUCGCCUCAAAGGUCAACAUGGAGAUGGUGGAGCUUGGAAAGGUUACCGAUCCUCGCGAGAUCGCUCAGUUACGGGGUCUCAUUGAAGAUCACAGACACUACACUGGUUCGGAGGUCGCUGAUCGUGUCUUGCAUGACUUCCAUCAUCUCCUCCCUCUCUUCGUCCGUGUCAUGCCCCAUGAUUUCAAGCGCGUGCUGGAGGAGCAAGCUGCGAAAUUAAAGGAGGAAAGAAUGCGACACAGCAUGGUUGACUUGGUUCCUUCCCGCACUGCUAGCCAAGUUGACCUUGCUUCGGAGGGGCUAGUGGAUAUUUUAUCACCGAAGGAGCCCCUCUCGUAUCAUCCUAGCAGGUCGUCGUCUAGAACCCGCGUGGAGCCUUCUGUACUGGACUUGGAAGAUUCUCUUGUGGACGAUGCGACCACAAAGAGUCGUCUAAAGAAGCUGGACAAGACUCGAGGAUUCAUGAAAUAUAAGCGUUUGACUGAGAGCUAUCGUCCUCCUCGUAAACGAGUCAAGGACUGGAAAGAGAUAUCUACACGGCUGACGGAAGAGGAACUCAAGUACCAAUCCGCCCGUUGCAUGGAAUGUGGUGUUCCGUUCUGCCAAUCCGAUUCCGGAUGUCCGAUCUCGAAUAUUAUACCAAAAUGGAACGACCUAGUGUUUAAGGGUCAAUGGCAAGACGCCCUUAAUCGCCUCCUCAUGACGAACAAUUUCCCCGAGUUCACUGGUCGUGUGUGUCCUGCCCCGUGUGAGGGUGCAUGCGUGCUCGGGAUCAAUGAGCAGCCGGUGGGGAUCAAGAGCAUCGAGUGUGCUAUCAUCGACAAGGGUUUCGAAAUGGGUUGGAUGGAGCCCAAGAUCCCCAACUUCCGAACUGGGAAGAGGGUUGCAAUCAUUGGGUCUGGGCCUGCUGGUCUGUCGUGCGCAGAUCAGCUGAAUAAAGCUGGACAUCUUGUCACUGUCUACGACCGCAACGACCGCAUGGGUGGGCUGCUCAUGUAUGGAAUUCCGAACAUGAAGCUUGACAAAGCCAUUGUUCAACGCCGUCUAGACUUGAUGGCAGCAGAGGGCGUGACUUUCGUCCCCAAUACACAUGUUGGCAAGGAUAUCGACGUCAACCAACUCCGCUCCGAAAACGAUGCUGUCGUUAUCUGUACCGGGGCUACAUGGCCUCGUGAUUUGAAAAUCCCCAACCGCGAGGCUGAUGGUGUACACUUCGCGAUGGAGUAUCUCCAGCUGAACACAAAGUCAUUGCUCGAUUCCGACCUGCAAAACGACAGCUAUAUCAGUGCGAAGGGCAAGGAUGUCAUUGUCAUUGGUGGUGGGGAUACUGGUAACGAUUGUAUCGGUACUUCAAUGCGCCACGGUGCGAAAUCGGUCACCAACUUCGAGUUACUUCCGAAGCCUCCUGCGGCCCGCGGACGGGAUAACCCAUGGCCCCAAUGGCCUAGAAUUUUCCGCACAGACUAUGGACACACUGAAGUUGCUGCGCAUUUUGGAAAUGAUCCACGCGAGUAUUGCAUUUCGACAAAGGACUUUGUCGUUGACGAAGAAGGAAAAUUGAAGGGUCUCAACACCGUCCGCGUGGAAUGGACCAAGGACAGCGGGGGACGCUGGAAAAUGGAGGAAGUUCCUGGCUCGGAGAAAUUUUUCCCUGCUCAGCUCGUUUUUCUUGCCCUUGGAUUCCUCGGGCCUGAGUCGACGGCCAUCGAAGCUCUCGGGGUCAAACAGGAUGCCCGCUCCAACAUCCAGACGCCACCGAAGAAAUAUUCCACGAAUGUCGAAGGUGUUUUCGCCGCCGGUGACUGCCGCCGCGGUCAGUCCUUGAUCGUAUGGGGUAUCAAUGAGGGCCGUGGUGCCGCUUCGGAAGUGGAUGCUUGGCUCAGCAAUGGCUUGACGAGACUGCCCGAAGAUGGUGGUAUGAAGAAACGGGUGUUCAUCCCACCUUCAAGCACUUUAUCUGACGCUCCACAGAUUGUCGAGGUAGAAGCAUGA